Messenger RNA from Gaeumannomyces tritici R3-111a-1, 2088 nucleotides. RefSeq names its product high-affinity glucose transporter. The record is from RefSeq and is a predicted model, not a curated record. Gene Ontology annotation, molecular function: carbohydrate:proton symporter activity. The coding region runs from base 172 to 1902 and encodes 576 amino acids. Gene Ontology annotation, biological process: transmembrane transport; carbohydrate transport. Lineage: Eukaryota; Fungi; Ascomycota; Sordariomycetes; Magnaporthales; Magnaporthaceae. Gene Ontology annotation, cellular component: membrane. The transcript is spliced from 7 exons.
CAGCUAUAUAUUUCUCCGCCAGUCCCGGUUGUGUUUCUGGUGGCCCCUACGGCUCGCCUCCAUUCUGCCCAACACAGGCGCGGGGAAAAAAAGCGUGUAACUCGCCAAACCCAACUCCGGGUGAAAAAAGUAACAAUACUGGCAAGAUCAGACACACAGAAUUGGUGAAAGAUGGCUGGCGGCGGCGGCUCCGGCACGGCGUUUUACGAUGCCGCGCUUCAAAAGCGCCAGGCGAUGAUGGGGGCGAGCGGCGCCCGGGCUCUGCUCAAGAACUUUAGGGUCUUCCGCAUCGCCGCCUUUGCCUGCAUCGGCGGUGUCCUCUACGGCUACAACCAGGGCAUGUUCUCGGGGGUCCUGGCCAUGCCUUCGUUCCAGGCUCAUAUGGGCGAGUGGGACCCGGUCGACCCGAACGCAGACCAGUCGAAGAAGGGAUGGCUCACGGCCAUCCUGGAGCUCGGUGCCUGGAUCGGUACCCUUCUGUCUAGCUUCAUGGCCGAGAUCUUGUCCCGAAAGCACAGCGUCCUGGUUGCCACGGCCGUCUUCAUCCUCGGUGUUAUAAUCCAGGCCACCGCGGUCCAGGCCGGACACGAGGUUAUUCUGGCUGGACGGUUUAUCACGGGUAUGGGCGUCGGAAGCUUGGCCAUGAUCAUUCCCAUCUACAACUCCGAGGUCGCUCCCCCCGAGGUCCGCGGCGCGCUGGUUGCCACGCAGCAGCUUUCCAUCUGCUUCGGCAUCAUGGUCAGCUUCUGGAUUGACUACGGCACCAACUUCAUCGGAGGCACCGAGCUCGGCCAUCAACAAGACGCCGCCUGGCUGACCCCCACGACGCUCCAGCUCGCGCCGGCCGUGGUCCUCUUCGUCGGCAUGAUCUUCAUGCCCUUCUCCCCGCGCUGGCUCGUGCACCACGGGCGCGAGGAGGAGGCGCGCAAGGUGCUCUCGCACCUGCGCGAGCUGCCGUCGGACCACGAGCUCGUGGAGCUCGAGUUCCUCGAGAUCAAGGCGCAGUCGCUGUUCGAGAAGCGCACCAUCGCCGAGCACUUCCCGCACCUGUCGGAGCCGACGGCGUGGAACACGUGGAAGAUCCAGUGGGUCGCCAUCGGCAAGCUGUUCCAGAGCCGGGCCAUGUUCAAGCGCGUCAUCGUCGCGACCGUCACCAUGUUCUUCCAGCAGUGGACGGGCAUCAACGCGGUGCUGUACUACGCGCCCACCAUCUUCAACCAGCUCGGGCUCGACAGCACCACCAUCUCGCUGCUCGCCACGGGCGUCGUCGGCAUCGUCAUGCUGCUCGCCACCAUACCCGCCGUGCUCUGGAUCGACCGCGUGGGGCGCAAGCCCGUGCUCACCGUGGGCGCCAUCGGGAUGGGGACGUGCCACAUCAUCAUCGCCAUCAUCCUCGCCAAGAACAUCGGCCGCUUCUCGGAGCAGGUCGCGGCCGGGUGGGCUGCGGUGGUCAUGGUCUGGCUAUUUGUCAUUCACUUUGGGUAUUCUUGGGGUCCAUGCGCCUGGAUCAUCAUCGCCGAGAUCUGGCCCCUGAGCUCCCGGCCAUAUGGCGUGGCGCUGGGGGCUUCGAGCAACUGGAUGAACAACUUCAUUGUCGGCCAGGUGACUCCUAUCAUGCUGCAAAGCAUCACGUACGGCACAUAUCUGAUUUUUGGCAUCCUGACAUUCAUGGGCGCUGGAUUCAUCUGGUUCUUCGUGCCCGAGACAAAGCGGCUCACGCUCGAGGAGAUGGACAUCAUCUUCGGUUCUCAAGGAACGGCCCAGGCCGACAUUGAGCGCAUGGACGAAAUCAACCGCGAGAUUGGUCUCACGGCCCUCCUCCAGGGAGAGACGGGUGCCGGCAGCAGCGACCACGGUGUGGACGUCAAGGAAAAGAUGGAGAAGACCGAGGCUCGGGUCUAGAGGGAGCCCAUAUGGGGGGUGUGCGAUCCUGGGUGCUGGUGUCUUGAGAUUUGCUGUGAGAAUACUUGGAGUUGGGUGAUGGCCGAACUAUUCCUGUAUCCCCAAAAUCUAACCACCCAUCUUCGAGAUGGCUUUGGUGUCAUUCAUCCAUCGCAUGCGGCUGUCUCGCGACCAGGACAGGAUGAG